CAGAGAGACCAACUUGGAGAGCAUCAAUCUCAGAUCAUGUUCGACGCGGGUUGAUGGUAUUAAGAGGUUUGUUAAAGCGACGAAUUAAUAACCUCUUAACGUUUCGAAGGAUUAGAAAGAAAGGCUUAAAGACGCAACCGAAGCUUCUUAUAGACAGGCCGAAAACAAUAUAUGAUUGGGCCCAUAAACAAUGUCCAAUUCGAUGAUCCAACAUUCGGUGGUGAUGUGGAGAGAUGAAGCUAUAUGAUUGGUUAGAAUUAAUAGUCCUACGUGGAUAGGCUAAAUGGGGUUUAUAUUUGGCUUUUAGUAUUGUUAGAUGGUAGGAUUUGUGACUAAACGACCUGAACAAAAAAAAAACUAUCUGAAAUUAAUGAUUUAAAUUAAAUAUAUAAAUCUAAUUAAUAUCUAUAUAUAUAAUUUUAAAUUCUAUAUUUAAUAUAAAAUCAUUUUCAUCUUAAUUUAUAUAUGAAUUACAUAUAACCAUAUUAAUUUAAUAUAAAAUGAUCUAGGUAGCAUUAAAUAUAUAUAUUAAAAAUAAUAUUAUAUAUCUAUAUAUAUAUGGUAGAUGCUAAAUCUAUUACAAUAGUGGAUAAAUCUUAUUAAACCGGACUACCCGAGCUACAAGGGAACUACCGAACUAGGGUUUUGGGCUUUUUCUCUCUAUUUAUGAGGGUUUUGUGUUCUUCUUUCUAUAGAUGUCUUCUUCCACAACUAUGGCAAAGGAAGAGCAAUCCUCGAAACCAUUGUCUCUGAUUACGUCACUUCCCCAAGACGUCAUCGUUGACAUCUUAGCCCGUAUAUCGAGAUUCGACUAUCCAACACUCUCCCUAGUUUGCAAGCACUUCCAGUCAAUAGUAACGUCGCCAGAGAUAUUCACAAGACGAGCCUUGUUGGGACGCACGGAGCACUGUCUCUAUGUUGUUCUAUGUUUGCAGAACCAUACGCGUAUUUAUAUUCUCCGCAAGAACAAAACAAACGGCGAUACCCCUUUGGUCUUGAUCCCGUCGCUUCCUGCUAUGCCUUUGUAUCUAAACUUCGUAGCAGCUGGGUCGAGGAUAUACGCGUUUGCUCGGAAGAGCGAUUACGAAAUGAUGACAUUAAGCAUUGACUGUGGAUCUCACAGCGUGCAACCCUUCCCUAGUAUACCUACACACCUGAAUCUUAUAGUGGCUGGCGUCAUAGAGGGGAGAAUCUACGGAGUUGGAUGUCGCUUUUCGGAGGAGUGGGAGAAGGUGAUGGUGGUGUUCGAUACAAAAACACAAGUGUGGGAGCCUGGGAUGAUAUCAGUAAUGAAGGAGGGUUUUAUGUGUGGUUGUGUGGUGAUGGCUGACAAGAUGUACACGAGGGAUUAUGCUAACAGCUUUGUUUACGAUCCAAAAGAGAAUAAAUGGGAAAAGGACGAGAUGCUGAAUCUUCACAAGUGGGAAAAUGCGUGUGUUAUUGAUGACGUGUUGUACUACUUAGAUUGUAAUGAGAAAGAGUUAAGGGCGUAUGAUAGAAAGCGGAGGUGUUGGCAAGUGGUGAAAGGUUUGGAAGCAUUGUUGCCCGAGACGAGAAGAAGAAAAGAGUGGUCACAGACUGUGAAUUACGAUGGGAAACUGGCUUUGUUUUAUCCUAAAGAAAACUGUGAAAUUUGGUGCGCGGAGAUUUCGCUAGAAACACGUCAAGGAGGGGAGAUUUGGGGUACUGUUGAGUGUUGCCGUCAUCUCGUGACUUCGCAAUCAUGCUUUAUGAAAGCUCUAGAUGUUGUUGUCUGAUACCACACCUCUCCAUAUAAUAAACUUGUGCUUAGUUCCUUUUUAUAAAAGUUUCCUUGUCC
Messenger RNA from Brassica napus (rape), 1819 nucleotides. Its product is annotated as F-box/kelch-repeat protein At4g38940-like. The transcript has a single exon. Gene Ontology annotation, molecular function: protein binding. Lineage: Eukaryota; Viridiplantae; Streptophyta; Magnoliopsida; Brassicales; Brassicaceae. The record is from RefSeq and is a predicted model, not a curated record. Bases 696 to 1757 code for a protein of 353 amino acids.